AUGGCAAACAACGAGCCAUUCUACUUGCGCUACUACUUCUCCGUCAUUCACAUCUGGGCCAUCGCUAAUCCCAUCACAGCUCAGGCCACUCCGUUUGACUUCCGUGCCUUGGGCGAUGGCCGCUCGGCUUCGGCGCGUUAUGCCAACAACUCCAACUACCGCAACGACUCGUUGAUUCGCAAAGAGAUAUUGACAUCGACAAUCCAAAGACGCAUGGUUUAUUUAAUGCUGCUACAGNNGGAAGACGACACCAAGUGGCCGCAGAAGAACAAGGACGGUAGGCAGGAACUUGAGAUUCGCCUGGGCAAUGAGCACAUUUCAUUCGAGGUCUUUAUUCUUAGCUACUCUUUCCGGCUCACUAUACUGAUGCAUCAUUACAGNACAGCCAAGAUCGGAUCUCUCGUCGACGUCAACGAAUCAGAGGAUCCCGAAGGCCUUCGUGUCUUCUACUACCUUGUGCAAGAUCUCAAGGCACUUGUCUUCUCAUUGAUCGCUCUUCACUUCAAGGUGGGUCCAGGAUUCCUGUUGUAUCAUGCGGCGUCGUUACUCACAAAUUCACAGAUCAAGCCUAUCUAA
Aureobasidium musti is the source of this 576-nucleotide messenger RNA. The record is from the annotation of a GenBank genome assembly. Lineage: Eukaryota; Fungi; Ascomycota; Dothideomycetes; Dothideales; Saccotheciaceae.